This is a messenger RNA of Fusarium redolens, 1770 nucleotides long. RefSeq lists its product as uncharacterized. Bases 1 to 1770 code for a protein of 589 amino acids. Lineage: Eukaryota; Fungi; Ascomycota; Sordariomycetes; Hypocreales; Nectriaceae. The transcript has a single exon. The record is from RefSeq and is a predicted model, not a curated record.
AUGAGUCACUUAAAUAAAACCAGAAACGGACAAACCUUCCGAGACAUUGAUGCUUGGGAAGCUCUCAAGAAACGUGAUUUAGAGUAUGCCAUCAACCUUCUCGUCUCAGGCGAAUGGACCAUCUAUGGUGUCAUAAAAGACGGCUGGAGCUCUUUGGACGCGAGGGUGGGCGGUGAAAGAUGUCACGAGACCGCCCUCCUGGCCUUGAUCCUUCGCCGCCUUGUCAUCAAGUACUUAAGAGACAGCAAACUUCUGGAGGAAUUCAAGGCACUUGUUAUCGAAUAUCGCGCCAAUCACGCUCAAGAUAAACUGUGGACCAAAGUUUUUAAGGUUCAAGAUGUUUAUGUUGAUAACUCUAACCGUUACAGCCAAAUCAUGGAAUCAAUUAUUAACACUAUAGGUCCUGACUGGACAAUGUUUAUUGGUUCUGCACGGACACUUGCAUCAUUUAGUGUGCUCAGCACUAUGGAGUGUGGUUUGAGUGUUUAUUAUCGUCGUUUGGGGGACGUCCUUGUCGCCACGAGCAAGGGACAACGUGCAGCUGGGAUGGGAGAAUAUCAUGAUGCCGAGUACCCACUACGCACUUCAUUCACCGAUGCUUCUUUUAAGCUCAUUGACAAGCUCUCUGCUAAAACUUUGCCAGAAAGGGACUCGGAAAAGCCUUUCGGUCCAGAGCCUCUGGCCUACAAGACCCUUCCAGAGCAAGCACGAGAGGUGUUCCACUUCUCAAAAGCCAACAAGAUCAUUCCAGGUCAUAAUGAUUGUCCUAUUAUCGUGGGGUCAUUCUCCGCAUCUAUGCAGAUCUUGGUUAGGCUCUGUUGGCUGUACAAGAUCCCAAUUACGCUUUGUAUGCCCCGUCUGCGAUACGAGAAAACUGUCGGUGAUUUAGAGAGCUUGGCGACAUAUAAGCUUACUUCGGCACCUGUGCGGACUUACGUUGCUGCCCAGAAAGCAGGAGGAAGCUUUAAAAUGGUAGACUCCAUAAAAGAGGGUAUUGAAGACGAGCCGUGCUGGAAGCUCGGUGGCUACAGCAUGUAUCAUGAAUCACAACUCGGAAGUCUUCUCUCCUCGGGAAAUGAUGACGAGUAUAACAAAACACUGGAUCAGGCUGAAGUUGGUCAUUUGAUGUCUCUAUUUGGCUUUGUCCAUCCCGAAUAUCCACUACAAACUGAAAACGGAGGCGCUGACCUUGUGGCGUUGCGAAGGUCAAUAUGUGGAGAAAUCGCCCAAUCAGCUGAGCUAACUUUGGAGGGCAUCAAUUCUGGUUGGGGGUUGAAAGAAGACGGUGGAGUGAACAACAUGAGCCUUCGCUCGCUUGCUUCCGCUUGCAAUAAGAUCACCAGUCAGUACAAUCUUCAGGACACGGUUCUCGCAUAUCAGCGCCACAUCGAUAAGAAAAGGGCCUCUUAUCGAAUGCAAUGCAAGCCUAUACCAUUCACCUUUGACCACAUUGACAUUUCAACUCCAAGACAUGAAAAAGCCAAGUGGACUGGCAUUCUCAAAAAGCACCUAUAUACUACGGAGCCCAUGUAUGCCAAUCUUUUUGUGGUAGGUAGGACGGUUUAUAGUAUGAGGGACCAGACAGAGGCGGACAGGCUCAUGAUUCUCGUCAACAACGAUAAUCAGAAGCUAAACACCUUGCUCGAGCGACAUCCUGAGCAUAGUGUUUUCUUAACGCAAAAUCACCAGAAAAAGGUUGACGAGUUUCGAAAAAAGGAAAUUGGAAAGAAAAAGGCCAGGUCUAAGGUUACAGAGAAAAGAAGUUCCUAA